CAGUUGUUGUCACUUGUCAAAAAUCAAAUGUCAUUUGUCACGAAUGGAGAACCCCUAAAAACGUGUGAAGAAUUUAUACUAACUUUUUAAACAUUUAUCAUAAGUAAUAAUGGAUUAUCAUUACGAACAGGUUAGCGAAGUAGAAGCUUUAGAUUCCAUUUAUUAUGGAGAUAUGCAAAUUUUAGAAACUGAACCAGUUCACAAAUUCAGUAUACCAAUAAAAUCGGAGGGUUUCGACGAUGGCGAUGGACUGGCUUGUCAGUUAGUAUUCACUUACACGCCAAAAUAUCCAGAUGAUAUGGUCCAAAUAGAAAUAGAAAAUGAGGAGAAUUUCGACAACAUUGUGGACAAAGAGGAACUACUCACACAUUUAAUUGAACAGGGCAAAGAGAAUCUUGGCAUGGUCAUGGUGUUCACAUUGGUGUCGGCUGGACAAGAGUGGCUCAAUGAGAAAUGGGACAAAGUAAAGAAGGACAGAGAGGAACAAAUACUCGCUAAACAGAAGGCUGAUGAGGAAGCAGAAUUGAAAAGGUUUGAAGGUACAAGAGUGACGGUAGAAUCAUUCUUGGCAUGGAGAAAGCAGUUUGAAAUUGACAUGGGCAUUCCGGCCAAAAGAGAGAGGGAAGCUAAAGACAAAAACAAACUGACAGGAAAAGAACUGUUCCUCCGUGACACAACACUCAAUGAGUCUGAUCUCAAAUUCCUUGAAGAUGGAGAUGCUGUCAAGGUGGAUGAGUCUCUAUUCCAAGACUUAGAUGACCUGGAUCUUACUGAUGAGGAUGAUGAAGACUAUGUUCCAGGGCAGAGCGGCAGUGACAGUGAUUAGAAGACCACAUUCCCACCACAGGGAUUCACAAGGGAUGCUUGAUCCAUUUAUGCAAAUCCUAGCUAUAUUAAGUUAUUGUUCAAUAAAAGCCCAUUAUUAAUUGAA
Manduca sexta (tobacco hornworm) is the source of this 931-nucleotide messenger RNA. RefSeq names its product RWD domain-containing protein 1. NCBI's taxonomy places the organism in Eukaryota, Metazoa, Arthropoda, Insecta, Lepidoptera, Sphingidae. The transcript is spliced from 5 exons. Gene Ontology annotation, molecular function: protein binding. Gene Ontology annotation, biological process: cytoplasmic translation. Bases 110 to 826 code for a protein of 238 amino acids. The record is from RefSeq and is a predicted model, not a curated record.